CAUUAAACAUAUUCUUAUCGAAGUCCACGAAAAUAAAACAUAAUAUUAAUUACUUUUACCGAAGUUAUAAAAGGCAGAAAUAUCUAAUUGCCACAAUGAGAAGUGGCCUGGCUGGGUGCAAUGUUACGCAGAGAGCUGUUCGUAGUGCUGACCACUUGUCUUGCCUUGGCCGCGGCCAGGAGAUCUCCUCACUAUGAAGACAUUGACGAAAUAAUGAGAACUUUUAAUUCACGCUGUUCAGAUAGCGUACUUGAAGACGCAAACUUAGAUGUGCCCGGCCUUAUUAGAAAAUAUCGAUACCCAGUGGAAGUUCACAGUGUGACGACAGAGGAUGGCUAUAUAUUGGAAAUGCAUCGUAUUCCUUACGGAAGAGACGCUAACAAUGAUCCGAAUAAAAGAAGAACAGUUGUGUUUGUGAUGCAUGGACUGCUGUCUUCGUCUGCUGAUUUCGUCAUUAUGGGUCCAGGAUAUGGUUUGGCUUAUAUCCUCGCCGAGGAAGGUUUUGACGUGUGGAUGGGUAACGGUCGCGGUAACUACUACUCUCGCAGACACGUCACACUGAGCCCUGAUGCACAUAAGAGCAACGUAUUCUGGAAGUUCUCUUGGGAUGAAAUAGGAAACAAGGACUUGCCCGCUAUGAUUGACUACGUAUUAGAUGAGACCGGAGAGCAAAGACUACAUUAUGUUGGACACUCACAGGGCACCACAGCCUUCUUCGUGUUGGGAUCAAUGUUGCCUGCUUAUAAUGCCAAAAUUAUUUCAAUGCAUGCAUUGGCUCCUGUAGCAUACAUGGCUCAUAACAGAAAUCCUCUUUUUAAGAUGUUGGCACCCUACUCUAAUAAAAUUGAACGUAUUGCCUCUUGGCUCGGAUUGGGUGAGUUUUUGCCUCACAGGGUUAUCUACACAUGGGCUGGAGAAGCAUUAUGCCGGGAUGAAGUAGUCUUCCAACCGUUGUGCAGCAAUAUCCUAUUUUUAAUUGGUGGAUGGAACGAAAAUGAACAAAAUACGACCAUGCUGCCCGCUAUUUUUGGCCACGUUCCUGCUGGUGCGUCGGUGAGGCAACUCGCUCACUAUGGCCAAGGAAUCUCCGGGAAAGAGUUCCGUCGUUACAAAUAUGCGUCUCCACUGGAAAAUUUUAUAGUAUACAGGUCAUUCAAACCACCACGUUAUGAGUUAUCUGAAAUUACAGCUCCAGUGUUCCUUCAUUACUCUGACGCCGAUCCGUUGGCUCAUGUUAAAGACGUUGAUAUAUUGUUCAGGGAAUUAGGAAAACCAGUUGGUAAGUUCUGGGUUCCUGAGUCUGGUUUCAGUCAUAUCGAUUUUGUAUACGGUAUAAACGCUAAAGAGUUGGUAUACAAUAGAGUCAUACGUUUUAUCAAAGCUAUGGAUGCCAAUGAAAUUGACGUUGAUGGUGACUAUAGAAACACCGAUUACGGAUUACAAAACUAAAUUAUACUUAUUGGUCA
Helicoverpa armigera (cotton bollworm) is the source of this 1466-nucleotide messenger RNA. RefSeq names its product lipase 3. Gene Ontology annotation, molecular function: hydrolase activity, acting on ester bonds. The coding region runs from base 121 to 1449 and encodes 442 amino acids. The transcript has 5 exons. NCBI's taxonomy places the organism in Eukaryota, Metazoa, Arthropoda, Insecta, Lepidoptera, Noctuidae. The record is from RefSeq and is a predicted model, not a curated record. Gene Ontology annotation, biological process: lipid metabolic process.